CGUCCGCUGGGCACCCCUGGGCACCGCGGUGCUCCCCGGCGGGCGCGGCGGGGCGGGGGCGGUGCCGUGUUGCCGCCGCGGAGCGAAGCCGCUUCAUCUUCAUCCUCAUCCUUCCCUCUCCUCCCCUCUGCGCGACCCCGCCGGCUCCCCCCGCCCAGAGGGGCGGGAAGGCAGCGGGCGCUGCCCGCGGUGGCGGCGCGCCCCGGAGCGGCUCCGCACGGCGUUUCCCCCCACCCCGCCCGCUGCCGCCGAUAAAUCCCAGUGCCGGGGGCAGCGCGGCACUUGGCGGCUGUGGCGCUGCGGGGAGGCGGCGGAGCUCGGCCCCCUCCCCGCGGCGGAGACCCCCAGCAAGGGCAAGAGGAGCCGCAGCUGCCGGAGCUCAGGAAAACAAUGAACAGGAAGAAACCUGGAAGAUUAUUUGCUGGUCUGUCAAAUAUGGGAUUAUAAUUUUUUUUUUUUAAAUAAUACAUAGAGCAUCUCUUUCAAAUGGAUAACUUCUGAACCUAGAACUCUUCAUUACCAACUUCUCGCAUCCUGGAGGGGAAAAUGAAUUUCACAAAUUGCACCACUGAAGCCAGUGUGGCUGCAAAGCCAAAAACAGUAACGGAAAAGAUGCUCAUUACCCUGACCUUGGCCACAAUCACAACCUUGACUAUGCUGCUGAAUUCUGCUGUAAUUGCAGCAAUCUCCACAACCAAGAAGCUCCACCAGCCGGCAAAUUAUCUCAUAUGUUCACUGGCUGUGACGGAUCUCCUUGUUGCUGUUCUCGUCAUGCCCUUGAGCAUCACUUACAUAAUGAUAGACAAAUGGACUUUGGGGUACUUCAUCUGUGAGAUCUGGCUUAGCGUCGACAUGACCUGUUGCACGUGUUCAAUCCUUCAUCUGUGUGUCAUUGCACUGGACAGGUACUGGGCCAUCACCGAUGCUAUCGAAUACGCCAGGAAAAGGACGGCGAAAAGGGCUGGGCUGAUGAUAGUCACCGUGUGGACAAUCUCCGUUUUCAUAUCAAUGCCCCCCUUGUUUUGGAGAAAUCACCACAGCAUCAGUAUUCCCAGUGAGUGUCGCAUUCAGCAUGACCAUGUCAUCUACACUAUUUAUUCCACGUUUGGGGCAUUUUACAUUCCCUUGACUUUGAUCCUGAUCCUGUACUACAGAAUUUACCAUGCUGCAAAGAGCCUUUACCAAAAGCGGGGUUCAAGCCGCCACCUCAGCAACAGGAGCACCGACAGCCAGAACUCUUUUGCCAGCUGCAAGCUCACACAGACGUUCUGCGUCUCGGACUUCUCCACAUCUGACCCAACCACAGAGUUUGAUAAAAUCAAACCAUCUGUGAGGAUCCCUCCUUUCGAGAACGACUUGGACCUGGCUGGCGACCGGCAGCAGAUCUCCACGACAAGAGAACGAAAGGCUGCUCGCAUCCUGGGGCUGAUUUUAGGUGCUUUCAUUUUGUCCUGGUUGCCCUUUUUCAUCAAGGAACUGCUUGUGGGCCUCCACAUUUGCACUGUCUCUCCAGAAGUAGCAGACUUCUUGACCUGGCUUGGGUAUGUCAACUCGCUCAUCAACCCUUUGCUGUACACGAGCUUUAAUGAGGAUUUCAAGCUGGCCUUUAGAAAGCUCAUCAGAUGUCGAGAACAUACUUAAAAGUGCUGAGAGAUGAUGAUGCUGGCAUGACUCCUGGCCUUAAAAAUGAGCAAAAUCAUUUGGCUCUGCCACCGUUUCCCUUGAUAAAGGGGAUUUUUGUGUUUGCCUAUUUGCUUGACUGUUCUUCAGCCUGUAAUUAUGCCAAUUUUUUAAUCUCCAGUGUUAUUCAUGGUAAAGGGUUUGAAAUAAAUUUAUUCUACAAAGGAAAAGAUUUUUUAGAAAUGAAACAGCAAAAAAAUAUUAUUAGUAUUAGGUACUCAUAUCUAAGACAUUUUGUGUAAUCAAUGAUUCAAGAAGCAAACAAUAUUCACUUUUAUACUUUUUCCAUUUAAGAAUCAAACAUCAAAAUUAUGUACUGUAUAAAAUGAACCCCAUAAAUACAUAUUCAA
Messenger RNA from Poecile atricapillus (Black-capped chickadee), 2030 nucleotides. RefSeq names its product 5-hydroxytryptamine receptor 1E (gene HTR1E). NCBI's taxonomy places the organism in Eukaryota, Metazoa, Chordata, Aves, Passeriformes, Paridae. The record is from RefSeq and is a predicted model, not a curated record. The transcript has 2 exons. Gene Ontology annotation, biological process: chemical synaptic transmission; G protein-coupled receptor signaling pathway, coupled to cyclic nucleotide second messenger. Gene Ontology annotation, molecular function: neurotransmitter receptor activity; G protein-coupled serotonin receptor activity. Bases 547 to 1641 code for a protein of 364 amino acids. Gene Ontology annotation, cellular component: plasma membrane; dendrite.